Molecule: messenger RNA, 723 nt
Organism: Ictalurus furcatus (blue catfish)
Lineage: Eukaryota; Metazoa; Chordata; Actinopteri; Siluriformes; Ictaluridae
Gene: col11a1b
Product: collagen, type XI, alpha 1b
Exons: 4
Coding region: 1-723 (240 amino acids)
Source: RefSeq, a predicted model, not a curated record
AUGGAUGCGCAGAGCUGGAGCACGCGAAAGUGGCUUUGGCAUCGCGGUAUAUCGACUCUCUUCACAGUAUCGGUGUUCCUGCAGACUGCGUGUGUGAGAGCAGCUGAGCCAGUGGACGUGCUGAAGGUUUUGGACUUUCGCAGUUCUCCAGAGGGAAUAACCAAAGUGCAGGGACUCUGUCCUGUCAGGAGAGGAUCCAAACCCGAUGUGGCGUACAGAGUGGACAAAAAGGCGCAGAUCAGCGCUGCGACGAAAAAACUCUUCCCAGCUGGAGUAUUUCCUGAAGAUUUCUCCAUCCUCAUGACCAUAAAGCCCAAAGCGGGAACUCAGGCCUUCCUCUUAUCAGUGUAUGAUGAUAAGGGACUGCAGCAGAUCGGGGUGGAGAUCGGACGCACUCCAAUCUUCCUGUACGAAGAUCAGCACGGAAAACCCACGCCGGAAAAUUAUCCGUUAUUCCGAAACAUUAACCUCUCUGAUGGGAAGUGGCAUCGUGUGGCGAUCAGCGUGGAGAAGAAAUCCAUCACCAUGAUCGUCGACUGUAAAAAGAAAAUCUCAAAGCCUCUGGACAGAAGUAAAAAACCUGUAAUCAGCACAGACGGCAUCACGGUGUUCGGCACCAGGAUCCUGGAUGAGGAGGUGUUUGAGGUAAGAACAGCGUUCUGGGUAAAUCUGGAUGUUCCUCUGAGCACUGCAGCGUGGGUUUCCAUCAUCCUGUGUUUAUGA